UCGAGUAAUCGCGAUUCAAGGUAGGUUCCCAGAUUGAAACAUGGCAUAAAACCCUCUGCUUCUUCUCCUCGCAUUGCUAAUCUCCUGCCGCUGUGCACCUCUAUUCCCUGCUCCUCUGUCGGAAUAGAUCUACUCGCUCCAGGAGGAUAGAGAGUUACGGCGAAGUCCCGUCUGCGCGAGCUGGAUUUGUGAACAAUGCCUCUCGCGACCAUCCACCUCGUGUCGCUCUCUCCUUCGACUACCCUCCCCGACUUCCUCGCCGCCGUCAAGUCCUCUCCGCUCAAACCACUGGUCAUCUCCAAGGUGAUCCGCUGGAUCAUCACGCCCACAAAGAUCGACGCCGAAUCACUCCUCCACCCGAAGAAGCCGUGGGAUGUCCUCCUCAUGGUGCUGGGGAGUGAUCCCCUCCCUCCAUCACUGAAGGAGAAGACAGUGUGCCACUGGACCUGCUCGACGGGGAUCCCCAGCCGGUUGACCAACGACUUCCCCGCGCGGAACGAUCGACUCCUGCACCCCCCGGCCUCGGAGGUUCCAGCACUGACGGGUUCGCUGGACAGGCCGCGGCUGGGGACGUCGUCGCAGACGCUCGAACUCAGCGCGGACCUGCAGUCGUGGAUCCAGCAGUUCUCGCGCACCACGGCGGGCCGGUCCCCCCUGUCCAUGCUCAACCUGCUGGCCUUCAAGCCGGACAUGAAGCCGUCGUACCUGACGUACGGCGCCGCGUUCGCCGACUCGAUCGGUUCCCGCCGCGGCGGCAACGCCAAGCUGGUCGGCAACAUCACGCACCAGACCCCGCCGGAGCAGUCGGGCGGCAAGUGGGACGAGUUCGCCCUGGCCAGCUAUCCCUCCAUCAUGCACUUCGCUGACAUGCUGGCCUCGGAGGACUAUCAGGCCGUCAACUUGAAAUACCGCGUCCCGGCGCUGGAGGACACGUUUAUCCUGUGCACGAGCGAGAUUGAGAUUGAGGAUCUCGUCCAGGGGCAGGGGAAGCUGGGGAUCGGGAGGAGAGCCGGGGGUGGGAAACUGUAGGGCCAUGGGUGAGAGGAGGCAGAGGCGAGAAUAAAGUCUGGCUGAAGGCCGGGGCAUAAUGCAAUUGAAUAGCAGUAGGGCAACAGACUGGGACUUGGAGGUGUUCUGUGUGUCCAAGUUGAUGGGUUUACGAGGAAAUAUACACCGAUAUCGAUUCGAGUAUCGUUGAGGUUAUCGAGGAUGGAAUGGAGCCAAAGCGCUCUCUACAGAACCUCAGUAUUGCAAUCCUGAUAUCUGACCC
Cladophialophora immunda is the source of this 1270-nucleotide messenger RNA. RefSeq lists its product as uncharacterized. Bases 196 to 1029 code for a protein of 277 amino acids. Lineage: Eukaryota; Fungi; Ascomycota; Eurotiomycetes; Chaetothyriales; Herpotrichiellaceae. The record is from RefSeq and is a predicted model, not a curated record. The transcript has a single exon.